This is a messenger RNA of Ostertagia ostertagi, 939 nucleotides long. The record is from the annotation of a GenBank genome assembly. NCBI's taxonomy places the organism in Eukaryota, Metazoa, Nematoda, Chromadorea, Rhabditida, Trichostrongylidae.
AUGGCGGCUAUUGCCGUUAAAAACUUAUUUGACGAACAGCUCCCUAUCAGCAACCUGGAGUUAAUGGCUGCGGGUACGACUUCACCCGAACAGUUAUUACCUUCUCAUGCGGUGAUGAUACAUGGCGAGCUGGGUACCCACCCCAUGGAGAUCGUAUCUACAACCGGUGCCUGCUGCUGCAGUAUGCAGGCCCUUAAAUAUGCCUACAUGUCUAUUGGCGCCGGCAUGACCAAUGUGGCGGCGGCUGUAGGUUCCGAAAAGCUGAGUACCUGGAUGCAUGCUUCCCGUUUUCAACCGGAAGCCGAUAACCUGCACCAUCUUGAAAAAGAUCCUUAUAUCGCCUUUGAAAAGGAUUUUCUUCGCUGGAUGUUAAGUGAUGGUGCCGCUGCUGCUUUAUUACAAAACGAACCGAAUAAAGAAGGUAUUUCGCUUAAAGUAGAAUGGGUGGAGAUCACCUCUUUUGCUAAUGAAAUAGAAACCUGCAUGUACGCAGGUGCUAUCAAAAAUGAAGACAAAUCGCUGACACCCUGGAACGAUAUGGAUAUGGCGGAAUGGGGCCACCAGAGCGUAUUUUCAUUAAAACAGGACACAAAGUUGCUGGGUGAAAACAUCAUCUUACAGGGCCGCAAUUUCCUGGAAAAGAUCAUUGCUAAAUACCAGCUUACCGGCGACCAGAUAGACUAUUAUCUGCCCCAUAUGUCCAGCGAGUUUUUUAAAAAACAGAUUGAUGACGGCCAUAAGAUCCUGGGCAUAGAUAUUCCGAUGGAAAAGUGGUUCUACAACCUGCCGCGGGUGGGCAAUGUAGGCAGCGCUUCCCCCUUCCUGAUGCUGGAAGAACUGUUCCAUAGCGGCCGGUUGAAAAAGGGUGAAAAAAUAUUGGUAAUGGUUCCCGAAAGCGCACGGUUUUCUUACGCGUACAUCUACCUGACCGUCGUUUAA